Molecule: messenger RNA, 4737 nt
Organism: Gopherus evgoodei (Goodes thornscrub tortoise)
Lineage: Eukaryota; Metazoa; Chordata; Testudines; Testudinidae
Gene: SC5D
Product: sterol-C5-desaturase
Exons: 5
Coding region: 114-1010 (298 amino acids)
Molecular function (GO): oxidoreductase activity; iron ion binding
Source: RefSeq, a predicted model, not a curated record
GCUCCGCCUCCUUCGGGGGCGGAGCCGAGGCGGCCACGCCCCCAUCUGAGCCUGCAGGCGUCUCGCUCCAGGGCCGUCUGCGGGGAGAGGAUCAGCCUGGGGCAGGUAUAACAAUGGAUCUAGUCCUGAACUACGUAGAUUACAACUUUUUUACACCAUAUGUGUAUCCAACCACAUGGCCAGAGGAUGAGCCCUUUCGACAGAUCAUCAGUCUCCUUAUUGUAACAAAUCUUGGUGCACUUGUGCUUUAUUUGCUGUUUGGAACUCUGAGCUACUACUUGGUUUUUGAUCACUCUCUGAAGCAACACCCCCAGUUUCUAGAGAAUCAGGUGCAGCUUGAGAUAAAAUAUGCUCUCCAGUCACUUCCCUGGAUCAGCAUCCCCACUGUUGCACUCUUCUUUGCAGAGGUCAGAGGUUACAGCAGGCUUUAUGACAACAUUGAAGACUCUCCAUAUGGAUGGUUUGGUGUAAUCCUUAGCAUGCUCUCUUUCCUUUUCUUCACCGACAUGUGCAUUUACUGGAUUCACAGGUUCCUCCAUCAUAAACUUGUGUACAAGCGUCUGCACAAGCCCCAUCACCGCUGGAAGGUUGCUACACCAUUUGCAAGUCACGCCUUCCACCCCGUGGAUGGUUUCCUGCAGAGUAUUCCCUAUCACAUCUAUCCUUUCCUCUUUCCUUUGCACAAGGUGACCUACUUGGGUCUCUACAUCGCUGUCAAUGUCUGGACAAUCUCUAUCCACGAUGGCGAUUACCGCAUGCCAGAUUUCUUGAAACACAUUAUCAAUGGCUCUGCCCAUCACACUGACCAUCACUUGUAUUUUGAUUACAACUACGGUCAGUAUUUCACGCUCUGGGAUAAAAUUGGCGGCUCCUACAAAAGCCCCUCAUCCUUUGAAGGGAAAGGACCACAUGAUUAUUUGAAAAAGCUAAAGAGCGGAGAAUUGGCCAGCAUUAAAAAUGACAACCAUGCAGAUGAUGUGGUGAGCAGAGACAGUCUAAAGAAUAAAUAGGUUGUAAAAAGGCCCUGACCUCCCUUUUCCAUUUUUUUAAAAGGGAAAACUUGCUUAUAAAGAGAGCCCUUCCCCUAUUAAAUCAUUUUUGGGAUGAAAGCAUUUUAGGUGCCUAGGGUGGUUAGGAUGGCAUGAUGUAGUUAAGGACUACAGUACAGUCCCAUAAUGAGGACUGUAUAUGGUGAGAGUAAAAAGCAUAAGACCUAUGUAAUGUCUAAUGUUGAUGUAACAAUGAGAAUUUUCUGCAGCACUGCAUACAAAUGUCAGUGAACUGAAAUUGAGUGCCUUUUCUUAGCAUAAUGCAUUAGAGCCCAAGUUAGCAUUGAAAUUCUACCAUAAUGGCAUUAACGAGACCUUUUUGCUAUACUCAAAGCCUUCUCCUGAAAGUAGUGUUGUUCCAGAUGGUAAGUUCUCUCUGCACAGUGAUAACUUACUGGGAAUUUUGUUAAUUCAUCCAGGAUGCUGUAGGUGGCACUAUACAGAAACUUCAGUAUUGCUGCAACAGUGUACUUAAAAGGAAACUGUUUGAAUGAAGGAAGACACUUGAGGAAAUAUAAAUGAAUGCUUUGCAUGUGGAAUGUGACAGGACAUUGUCCUGCAUAUACAUACCUGUAGCUUAAUAAAAGAUGGCACGGACAUUUUCCAAAAACUAACUUACCCAGGUAACUUUUAAAGGUUAGCUUAGCAUUAAAAUAGAAUCUCUAAAUCAAAACUAAGCUGCUAAUGUUCUGGUAGAUCCUGUAUUUUAAAAUAGGAAGAUAGACCAGACCUAUUUUUAAAUAAAAUAAAGUAAACAAAGUGUUUGAAUGGACCUGUUAAUGCUAUUGCAUUGUUCUAGUGAACUAGACAUACCUUCCUUUUUUCCAGCUGCCCAAAUUUGUAUUGCCUUAUACUUAGGCUCCCAUUUCUAAUUUCUCUCAUGGUUAUAGAAUAUCUUUCAACAUGACGACAGCAUAAGGUUUUUGCAUGUUGUGUAUUUUUUAGGACUGAUAAAUAGCAUUUGCUACAAAUAAAGUAAAAGUAAUUGUAUUCUAUAUUCAGUUUUCCCAAUCAAAUCAUGCAAAAUGACAUUGCACAAAGCGUAGGAACUUAAAGACUGCUAUACUUCCAGGAAGCUGUCAGUAUUUUACAAACAGUAAUUUCUCUAGCUUCAGAUUUAUAGCAUCAGGAAUUAUGCCCUUGAGAGAAUUCUCAGUCUAAGCUUUUGUAGAAUCUUUUGACAAAUGUAUUUAAAAUUCCUGUGGAAAUUAACUGGCAGGUAAAAAUCCUACAGUAUUGUAUCUUUUGAAGGAAGGAAAACUCUUGAAUUGUGGCCACUGUGUUCAUAGAGGUUGGGAAAUAUUUGGAGGUUUCUGUUAGCUUUCCUAAAAUGAUGUGAAGCGAAUGUCACCACUUGCCUUAUUGGCUUUCUGUUUGCUGUUUUGAUUUUUUCCUCCCCUCUUAGCAUUUGACAGUGUUACUUCUGAAGACUAAGCUAAAAUAUUUUAUCAUGCAGGUGUGCACUGCACUACAUAUCUCAGCUUUGAUUAGAAUUAGUGUAUGUAAAAAAAAUAUUCUGAAGGCGGUGUAAGGAACAGUUCUAUUUUUGCAGGGGUCUCUGACAUUUUAAAUGUAUGUUGAUGGGUUUAUUUUACCUGGGCUAUGGAAACUAGUUUUUACAAACUGCUUACAAGAAAUUCAAGCUUGACUGCUUGUAAUAGUUUACCUACCAUUAGAAAAUUACCCAACAGGAGAGAAAUGAAGAGUGCAGGGGGAGUUCCCCCCCCCCCACUUCAGGAAGAAAGGAUCCCCUUGGUAUCAUAGCAGUGUGAUUUUUAUCAUGUAUGGCAGUAAGAGUUCCCUUAUGCUUUACCUGUAGUGAAAUAGUUUUAAUGGGGAGAAGGUAGAACUGACCUUCAAGGGCAAAAAAGCUAUGUAGUUGCCUCUUAGGAAAAUUUGCAACUGUAGGAAAACUAUGAAACUUGCAGUCCUGGCUUCUGCCUUGCAUAAUAAGAGGAGCUGUAGAAGAGAACCAUAGCUGUUGUGCCCUGCCCCCUAAGCAGCCUCACCUCCUCCUGGAGGUUCAGUUGAAAAUGGAACAGAGCAACCACUGGGUAGAAGUUUCAGCCCUCACAGGCUGUCUCGACUUCCCCAGGCCAACUGCAGCAAGACAACCUGCUCUGUACUGCCAUAGUCUUGAAUCCCUCCACUAUCUGGGGGAGAUGCAUACUGGAUUCUGAUUUCUGCUGCUCUGAGAUAGAAAAAUGGCAAAGGUGGCUGUGCUCUGGAGUUCUUAUCCAGGCAGUUUCAGUGGGGCUUCAGAAGCCUGGUGCUUGUUCAGCAGAACUCUGGCAGGCCUGUUCAGGGGUGGGUUGCAGGCAUGCCCCAAAGUUGUUGCUCCCAGUGCUGUAACUCUACUUCUGGACACUAGGUUCCUGGGAGAAUUGGGGAGCAUGUGAGAUUUGGUUUGAAGUGCAUUAAACACUGCUCCUGUGGAGCCUUAUUAUGCUCUUGUGUGCCCAACUCUCUGUAAUCCACCUAGGAGCUGACAGUGGGUGUUGUAAAAUAGACACUUCAGUAGGUAGAAGGGGGGCUUAGAAAGUGGUUUUUUAAAAGUAAACUCUAGGUAUGAUCAUGAACCUUCUCCUUGCCUCCCAUGGUCCCCUUACAGAGUAAGUUCACAGUUCCUACUGUUGUAUGUUCUAUUGUGGGUGUUCAGAAAGCACUUCUAGAAUACACAGACAGAAUAGCAAAGUUCCCCACAAGAAACCAAAUGCCUUAAAGGAGAAGAAAAUAUGCAUCUAGGGCUUGGUUUUUCAGGGAUGCUGACAAGCUGCAGCACCCAGGGAUUGAUUUUCAGCUGCUCUGUUCAUAAAUUGGUUAGUGAAAAUGCUAAUACACAUGGCCAAUUGGUAGCGGCACUUAGAAUAGUUAAUCCCUAGAAUAAAUGGAUGAUCAAAGUAGAGAAAAGGCUUCAUUCUUUACGAGAAGGCUUUUUGGACAGUGAGAGCUUGUUCACCAAAUGCUAUGCACUGUUGGUUACUGUGCCAUAACUAGUAUAGUCUGCAUAAACUAAAUAUGCCAAAUACCUAAAUAGCAGUGAGUGAGGAGAGGAGCAGGCAUGUAAGUUGAGAUGGUAAGAGCAGCUCUGAGUGGAUAGAUAUGUUCCUCUCCAUGCAAUUUAUGUUAACAGCAAGGAAAGAGGUUCCCAACCUCGUUGGGCAACACGGCCCAAUUUGCUGGACUAAGAUUUCAUCUGACUCCUUCCUUCCACGAUGUGCUGCAGGUGUCCAAGCUGCACAGGGAGUUGAAGCGCAUGGGAUUUGACUAAGGGAAAGACAUCUGGAACUCUCAAGCCCUAUAUUAAAGCAGAGGAUGCCAGCUGGUGGGAACCUUCUGACCCAUAUUGUAGUGUUCUCAAGUUCAGUUUUGGCAAGGCAGGGUGCAUUUCAAACUUCUGAACAAAGCAAACUCCUGCCUGCUGGUCCCUCCCAGUGGCCUAAGUAAAGUGAGAUGCAUGCACAGCAGUUUACCAACAGACCAUCUCUGGUUCAUAUUGUAAACAAGUAGAGCGGUUUGCAUAGACAUGUACUCUUCCUGAAACUGGAGCAAAGAAGCAGAGGAUCAAUAGUAUGUUGUGUAAAAAGUCACUGUAUGAAGAUUGUGUUGAAAGGAGUUGUUGCAGACCAGCAUGUUGGUCUUCAAUGCUAAUGUUUUCUGAGUCAGUAAUAAAGUCUGCGUUUUAAAU